This is a messenger RNA of Cucurbita moschata (crookneck pumpkin), 1438 nucleotides long. Its product is annotated as inositol 2-dehydrogenase 2. Bases 146 to 1255 code for a protein of 369 amino acids. Gene Ontology annotation, molecular function: nucleotide binding. The record is from RefSeq and is a predicted model, not a curated record. The transcript is spliced from 7 exons. Lineage: Eukaryota; Viridiplantae; Streptophyta; Magnoliopsida; Cucurbitales; Cucurbitaceae.
AUCCAAUUGCAAUUCAGACUCACAGGCUGAGAAGGGCUACAGAUGUCAUUCAUCGACUGAACGCAAGCCUUAGCUACAAAGAGAAAAGCCAUUGAAUUGUUGAGGUGCUAAACGGGAAGCAAUUUCAAGCAAUUCCUUCUCAUCCAUGGCUACUGUCGCUACAGUCAAGUAUGGAAUCAUUGGAGUGGGGAUGAUGGGCCGAGAACACCUCCUUAAUCUCUACCAUCUUCGCGAUCAAGACGUUGCCGUUGUCGCCAUAGCUGAUCCGCACGCUUCAUCACAGCGACAAGCCCUUGAUUUAGCUCACUCACUUGGCUGGAAAAUGGAGGUUUUCUCAGGGCACCAGAAGCUUUUGGAUAGUGCACUUUGUGAUGCAUUGGUUGUUUCAAGUCCAAAUAUGACUCAUUAUCAAAUUCUAAUGGAUAUCAUCAACCAUCCUAGACCUCAUCAUGUACUUGUGGAGAAGCCAUUAUGUACAACAGUUGCUCACUGCAAAGAGGUUGUAAUGGCUGCAAAAAAGAGGGAGGGUAUUCUGGUUCAAGUUGGACUGGAAUACAGAUACAUGCCACCAGUUGCUAAACUGAUUGACAUAGUUAAGGGUGGGAAUCUUGGACAAGUUCAAAUGGUGGCGAUUCGUGAACAUCGAUUUCCUUUCUUGGUUAAGGUCAACAACUGGAACCGUUUCAAUAUUAAUACUGGGGGGACUCUGGUGGAAAAAUGCUGCCAUUUCUUUGAUCUGAUGAGGCUGUUUGCAGGUGCAAAUCCUGUCCGUUUGAUGGCAUCUGGAGCCAUUGAUGUUAAUCACAAAGAUGAAAUAUAUGAUGGGAAGGUUCCAGACAUACUUGACAAUGCAUAUGUAAUAGUUGAAUUUGAUAAUGGUUCAAGAGGAAUGCUGGAUCUUUGUAUGUUUGCCGAGGGAAGCAAAAAUGAGCAAGAGAUAUCAGUUGUUGGUGAUAUUGGAAAGGGAGAGGCUUUUGUUCCGGAAAACAUUGUCCGUUUCGGCACUCGAGUUUCUGGAAGAGAUGGCGUCGAAACAUUGAAAGCAGAGGAUGGCAGAAUCAAGUACGAAGGUCUGCAUCAUGGGUCUAGCUAUUUGGAACACCUCAACUUUUUGUCUGCAGUUAGAGCUAAGGAUCGACUAGUUCCAGCAGUGGACUUGGAGGAUGGACUGAUAUCAGUCGCCAUGGGAGUUGCUGCACAACUUUCUAUAGAGACGGGUCGAUUUGUCACCAUUGCCGAAGUCAUGGAUAAGUAGGCAAGUUCUGAGAGCAGUAUUGAAUUUGUGAGAUCAUUCCCAACGGUUCUUAUUUUUGUAAAAGAAAAAUAAAAGAUGUGUACAAAUGUUCAGCAUAUGAAUUCCUUGAUAAAAAUUGGUCGUGGACUAUAUUUAAUUUUUCAUUUUGAAUUUGUACCUUUAUAAUAUACCUAUUUUGGUUCA